AGGGGGGGAACAACGAGGAAAGAGCUGCGGCUUAGGCCGCGGGGGCGGUGGUGGCGGCCGGCAGACGCGAACCGGCGACGGCAAAAGCUCCGGCGAGCGGUGGGCAGUCUCCUCCAGCUCCAAUUUCUUCAUCUUCUUAUCUUCUUCAACAAUUUGGUAAUAGAUCAUGGAAGGAUCUUGAAUCAACCAUGUCUUCUUGGGAGUCUCUUUUGUCAUGGUUGUGGACGGGAUUGCUGGCGACAAGAUUGAAAAUGAAGAAAAAGUUGACGAGAACGACAUCAACGAUGAUGAGUACGACCGACGAGAUACGGUCGGCGACGAUCGACAGUGUUCGUCGAUGGGGUUCGCCGAUCAAGAGACUUCGGGUUUCCCUAAAAUACGCUCUAAUACCAUUACCUUCCUCUCAGCCGCAGCACUAUCUUCGGCGGCAACACCUUCCUGUCUCUCAGCCGCAGCUCCUUCUUCAGCCCCAACAUCUUCUUCGGCAGUCACCAUGGCUCCCACAACAGCUGAUCCGAUGGAUCACCUCCCCACUGGCCUCAAGCUAUUCGUACGGAAUCUCCAAUCUCUUACUCCGGCGAAACUUGAUGAUUCAAACUUUCCCUCUUGGUCAGCAACCAUUCGCGCUAAUCUUAUGGCUCAUCGUCUUCUCGGUUACGUGGAUGGAACGGAACCGGCACCUCCCUCUCUUCUCCUUGAAGAAAAAGCUGCUACCUCCGGCAAGGAAGAUCCACCCGUCAUGAAGGCAAAUCCAGCCUAUGAGACGUGGCUGAUUGUCGAUGCCCAGAUCCGUGCAUGUUUAUUGGCCAUCGUCUCCCCCACUGUUCAAACGCACAUCCAUGCUCUUCCCACGUCUGCAGCUAUAUGGACUCACCUUGAGCAACGGUAUAAUUCUCUAUCUCGCACCUAUAUUUUUCAGUUGAAAGAACGUCUCCAUAGUCUUCAAAAAGGGAGUGAUUCCAUGCAAACCUAUCUUGACAAUGUCUUGAAUAUUGUUUCCUCCCUUACUCUAGCUCAUGAGCAUAUCUCGGACCAAGACGUCAUCCUUUGCAUACUCCGUGGACUGCCAGCGGAUUAUAGUUCUCUGAAACAGAACAUUCGAACCAAUAUUGGGAAUGUCAAUUUAAAUCAAGUCUCGGCUUGGCUUCUAUCAGAAGAACUCAACAUCAAUCUUGAGAGACAAUUACAAAUCACAGGUUCUGCCUCGUCAUCUUCUUCGGAAAUUCACAAUGCCCUUUUCACAAAUUCUGGCCGGGGUAAUUUUCGCGGCCGGGGACGCGGUGGUUACCGCGGUAGGGGCAGUUCUCGAGGCAGGGGUGCGUACGGUGGUAGGGGCAGCCGUCCUCCUGGUCACCAGCGGGAUGAUCACCAUGGCAGAGGGGGGCCACAGCCUGGUUCCGUCACUUGUCAGCUCUGUGGGAAGCCGGGUCAUGCGGUUUGGGAUUCUUGGCACCGCUUUGAUGAGUCCUACUCUGGUCCAUCCCAGGCAUACUACACCACUCAGUCCACUGACAUCAAUUCGAAUUGGCAUCUGGAUACAGGGGCAAAUGCUCAUGUGACUUCUGAUUUAUCUCGUCUGCAGUCUUCUUCACCAUAUCAAGGCACCAACUCUAUAACUACUGCGGGAGGUAAGAGACACGAAGGAGCCGAUCCUGGAGGGUGCUGAGGCGGAAGAUAUGGCGGCACGACAAUUAUUCCAUCCUAUUAUAUUUUCUUAAAUCAAGUUGAACAUUUUUGGGUCUUGAACCCAUGUGUGCACUCCUUUAAAUUAUUUAAGCUUCCGCAACAUUUUACUUUACUUUCUAUUGUGAUCUAUUUGUGAUGUUGGUGCUUUUAAUCAUUUGAAUUAUUAUUAUUAAAUGGUUUCUUCAAAUUAUGGAUUUUACUUUUCCAAUUUGCUAACGCUUCGGUCCACUAAUCCACAUGAAUCUAAUGAAGGGAUCUUAGUUAU
Molecule: messenger RNA, 1951 nt
Organism: Cuscuta campestris
Lineage: Eukaryota; Viridiplantae; Streptophyta; Magnoliopsida; Solanales; Convolvulaceae
Source: the annotation of a GenBank genome assembly